CUGCGUAUCAAAAACCGGCUGCUGCCACGAUCACGCUCCUCAUUCCUCCUCACCUCAUCCCUUCCAGACCUCUCCUCAUUCAACGGUAACGGCAACACUCGUCUGCGGCCGAAAGACGAAGCACUUGGAGGCAUCCGAGUGUUUAUUGUGUCUAGUGUGUGUCUAUUGCGUCUAACCAUAUUCUUCCUGCUUGACACCUGCUUAGCUCGACCAACGGAACACAACAAGACAUGUACGAGGAUUCAAUACCACACUACCCCACUCACUACCACCACAGUGCACACAGUCAUGAUCAGCCACAGCGACAGCAGCAGGAACAGGAUCCGGACCAGGAGCUCCAAAGGCUGCACCAGCACCAACUCCUGAUCCAGCUUCGCCUGGAGGUUAAUUCUCUCCGCACUCAAAUCCAACAACUUGAACUGCUGAAGCAGCAGUUAAUCCACCAGCGACAAUUCAUGCAGCCCGCCGAGUAUGAGCAACUGAUGGAUCAAUUCUCCAGAACCACAGCCUCCCUGUUGAGGGUCGGUCAUCCAAGUCACUUUGGCGACAGCGCCACCUGCCAGGGACGGACAAUAGAACGCGGGAUCAGCGGCGCCACUAGUUUCGGAGGAUCGGACGGCUUUGGGGACUCUGGAGGAGGAGGAUAUACUGGUAUGCACAUGAUGGCGAGACUGCAGGAUAGACUGAGAAGCAUGACGCUUCAACAACAACAUCAACAGCACCAAGAAUACACACAUAAGCAGCUACACCAGUCCUCUUCUACAUCCUCAUCAGCAAACCAGAGUGGGGCGAAUAGUCCUAAGAGAGAUCCUGUCAGGAUGGAACAGAUCAGCCUAGAGGCCGAACUGAGGGAUCUUGAGCGACGCAUGCGGUCAAUACAGUUGCUUCGAUAAAUAAAAAAUGAAGCAUAAAAUAGUCAUUUCAAACAAUCCAGAUGAUUUAAAAGGAGGGAGGGGAAAGGAGGAAGAGGAGAGUACCAUGGCUUGCAACCUGUCCGCGGUGUACUCUGCACAGUCUUUGCUCUUCGGAGCAAGACUGACCGAUGGCAAGC
This is a messenger RNA of Gamsiella multidivaricata, 1051 nucleotides long. RefSeq lists its product as uncharacterized. Lineage: Eukaryota; Fungi; Mortierellomycota; Mortierellomycetes; Mortierellales; Mortierellaceae. The record is from RefSeq and is a predicted model, not a curated record. The coding region runs from base 231 to 893 and encodes 220 amino acids. The transcript has a single exon.